Molecule: messenger RNA, 1633 nt
Organism: Phytophthora nicotianae INRA-310
Lineage: Eukaryota; Oomycota; Peronosporomycetes; Peronosporales; Peronosporaceae
Exons: 3
Coding region: 97-1542 (481 amino acids)
Source: RefSeq, a predicted model, not a curated record
CUGGGCCGAGUAGCCCCCGUAAUCAAUGAGACUUCGUCAGUCGACAACUUGCUGCGCUCUGGUCGCACCUCCAGUGCACAUUGAUCUUCACUGCGCAUGAAUCUGCCGUCCGACCACUCGCCUCGCACCGACGCGGACCUGUCGUCGGCGUCUGCCUCGCCUGCUGACACCAAAUCUCCUUCCUCGUCCCCCGAUAGCCCCUCGACGGGAGGUAGAUUCCUGCCACUGCUUCGUGCUGCCAAUGCAUAUACCGGUACCGCUUCAGUUGUUGCGACACUGUCGUCAAGUCCCCAUCCAGAAGGCCCACGGGCUCAUCCUAGCUACGCCAAGUGUCCACGAAAGAAAAUGAGCAAGAUGGCGACGCGAUAUGCAGCGCUGGAUGCAAAUCCGGAGACUGAGGAAUCGACCAGGGUGCAACAUAGCAAGUUAACGCAACCGCACGAUGGACGGGAGAGUAUCUGCAGUGACCACCAUGAAGACGAAAGCACUCACUCAACGACAGAAGAGGAGGUGCGCGUUGUGAAACGUAGAAAGCGUGGAUACCGCAAGGCCACGCAUGCAAUCCGAAAGGAGGAGAUCGAACGACUUCGGGUUGAAUUAGCGGAGCUGCAGGAUCAGAUGGCUGAGCUGCAGCGAAGGGCAUUCGCACCAAGUCGUGACGACCAGAAAGCGGAGGAGAGACAGCUUUAUACCAACGUACUGCAUAACGCGGUGAAGCAACACCAAGAGGCUUUUGUAGAGAUCCAGUCGGCGAUGACCGGCUACGCAGCUUGUAAUAUUCAAGCCGGAAGUCCAAUUCAGAGAACGAUCAUCUUAGGCAAAGACGAAGCAUCCAGACGACACACACUACACGCAAUGAAAGCGCUGAAGCUCCAAGACGCACGUGACUUCCUUAGCAGGAGACUCUCCCAUUUAAACCCCUUGAAAUCGAUGUCAGAAGACUAUCGAUUCGAGAACGACAACGGGGACUACUGGGCUGUACGCUUCGCUACUUCUCAAUUCGAGCGUGCACAAAACGUCAAGCAAGUGUUUGAUCUGGUGGUGUAUUAUUUGUGCAACAUCGAGAUCAGUGUAUCGGAGAAAAUCGGUCACCUCACAGUCCGCGAAGACGACGAUAGUGGGGAAGGAGGGAUCACGCAGAACCGUCUAACGUCCAUGACUGGCAAAGGUCUGCACAUGGAGUCCAACACCGUAGUCUUCUCCGAGUAUUUCAGUGCAGGACCAGAGGAUCACGAUGGCUACGGACUUAUCGUGGCUGAGUUUGUGGAUGAAGACGAACGACAUCCCUAUAGACCGAAAGAGCGUAUCCGUAAGGACGUCAAUACCGUCAUGGAAGUGCGAUCGUACACUUGUGAGAAUGAGAAAGUAGUGGUGCUCACUCGAUGGUCGCAUUCUCGUCUACGUUAUCCGAAUUUCCACGUCCGCAAGGAUGGAUGGUAUGAGCUACGAGAGAAUAUGGACCGCUGGAGCCAGAAUAUGCACGAAACCAUCAUGGAGAGCCUGGAUCCAAGCACUGGUUGCUCACCAACGUGGCGACUCUAAAACUUAGCACCAUUCAUACUCUAAAACUUAGCGUAAUAAAAUAUUUUAAAACCCAAUUUCGAUGGUCGCAUAGGUUGGGUUAAUUGAUAAG